Amphimedon queenslandica is the source of this 1335-nucleotide messenger RNA. RefSeq names its product YLP motif-containing protein 1-like. The record is from RefSeq and is a predicted model, not a curated record. Lineage: Eukaryota; Metazoa; Porifera; Demospongiae; Haplosclerida; Niphatidae. The coding region runs from base 363 to 1307 and encodes 314 amino acids. Gene Ontology annotation, molecular function: ubiquitin binding. The transcript is spliced from 6 exons. Gene Ontology annotation, biological process: receptor internalization; endocytic recycling. Gene Ontology annotation, cellular component: early endosome.
AAGAGAACAAGAAAAAGAAAACAAGUUCCUCAAAGCCAGUAUCUGAGCCAGUGGCUCCACCCACUUUUGCUCCAGCCCCGCCUACAACAAUUCCAUCAGCCCCGCCCUCUUCCUUGUAUGGCCCAAUAUACGCUGACUUGGACUUUUCUCAGGCCACACCUACUACUAGCACCGUGCCUGCUCCAAAGACAACUGAUAAAGGAAUAACUGAAUUUGAGCAAUACAGCUCACGUGGACAGCAGCAAAGGACUGGAAAUACCUCACAUACACAACUUCAACAACAACAGCCAGCACCUCAGGUCAAUGGUGCGUCUCCACUUUGCUCUACUCUCAAUCGCCUCAUUGAUCAGUUCAAUCAGAGGAUGGAGAACGUCUCUGGAAAAGGAUUGAGCAUCGCGACCGAUCAGGCCAUCCUUUCCCUUCAUCAAGACCUCACUGCUCUACACAUUCAACUCCUCCAGCAAAUAGACGAAACACAAGAGAAGAAAUCUGAUCAAGAGAGGUUCCUCCACAAGUUAGAAGAGUCCAAAGAAGCCAGGAUCACUUUUGAUACGAUGAAGAGGCGACACGAUGAGCAGCUACUCCAGCAGGAGAGGGAGCAGCAAGCACUGGCUCAAAUGCAAGUACAAAUGAAACUUGCUUUGCUCAGGCAACAGAAAGCAGAGCAAAUGGCGUACGGUCAGUCAAUGCAGUCCGAGAGACUAAACCGUUUGAGUAAUCAAAGAGCCGAAUAUGAGAAAACACUUGCAAUUCAGAGAGAAAACGAGCGAUUGAAACUAAUAACACUGGAAGAGCAGGUAUACAAGCAACAGUUUGGAGGAGUGGGCGGAGGCACUGUUGGCAUGGAAACAGCUCCCUAUGGUGCUCCUCCUCCUUCUCUAUAUAAUGCCCCUCCUCCUUCAAUGGCUCCGCCUCCCCCUGUGGAGCCUUAUGGAGCUCCUGGAACAAGUUACGCAGGACCUCUACCACCUAAAGUUGAUCCACCAACUUAUCAACCAAUCUCAGGCUAUCAGCAACUCCCAGUAUCAGCCUAUUCUCAUCCUCCACCCACUCAACCUGGUCCUCCGCCCACACACUAUCAGCCCCCUACUCUUUACCAGCCACCUGAUCUCGGCCCCCCUCCUCCUAAUUAUUCUUAUUCUUCUCCAUAUGGGGCUCCUCCCAGUAUGGCUCCAUCUACUCUAGCAGCUCCACCAUAUGGUCCUUCUUCAUCCACUGAGGUUCCUUUGUUCCAGCCAAAUGAGGGGUUCCCUCCUUCAGAGAUCCAGCGUGUUCCUUCAGUUCCUCCUCUCAUUUCAUUUGAUUAAAGAAGAGACUCUGCUUUUGUUCAUUAGC